AUGAUCCAACUUGCAAGUAUUGGACUGGAGGGAAAGCUAGAGACUCUCAACUUCUUUGCUCUGCCAUCAGUUCGGCUUCUCGACCUCAAACAGAACCAUCUCCAUGGAUCCAUUCCUGCAGCAAUUUCAGCUCUUUCCAAGCUCACCGCCAUUGCUCUCUCUGACAACAAUCUCACAGGCAUCAUCCCAUCAGAGCUUGGUAACUUGACAAGACUCAACUUAUUGUGGCUCUCUCAGAAUCAGUUAAGUGGCUCCAUACCUCCAACUUUGGGUAAUCUUACUAAUCUUCAGUCAUUGAGAUUGUCCACAAACAAGCUUUCAGGCACUAUUCCUUUGGAGGUUUGUAUUCUUGUGAAGCUGAGAAGGUUAUCCAUCUCCAGAAAUUUUUUGGUAGGUUCCAUCCCACAUGAGAUUGGAUAUUUGGUUAAUCUUAAUAUACUUCAUCUCUCAAGUAAUAGUUUCACAGGAUCUGUUAGAUAA
Messenger RNA from Dioscorea cayenensis subsp. rotundata (Guinea yam), 480 nucleotides. Its product is annotated as receptor-like protein 18. The record is from RefSeq and is a predicted model, not a curated record. Bases 1 to 480 code for a protein of 159 amino acids. Gene Ontology annotation, molecular function: protein binding. Lineage: Eukaryota; Viridiplantae; Streptophyta; Magnoliopsida; Dioscoreales; Dioscoreaceae. The transcript has a single exon.